AUGAGGGAGUACCAGUUCCUGGCGAAGUUCGUCACACACAACCGGCCACCACGGCCGGAUGAGCCUCCAGGACAGCACCCAGAGCCCGCGGCCGAGGCUGAGGCUCCCGACUGGCUGGGGGUGUAUGUGUACACGCCGCACUACCGCCCCGUAACCUUUGCAGUGCGACCGUCCCAAAGAGACGCGGCCACAGUUCUUCGGCUUGUUCGGCGGCACGCCUUAGGGGUUCCAGAUGGUCUCUUUGAUACGGUUGUCCCGCUUUUCCCUCAAAGGUUUGACGCAUUUGCCUCCUUCAUCCGGUUUCCCAGUGUAAUCUCUGGAUGUGGGGAUGUGGGCUCAGCAGCUAUAGUCCUAGAUCUUUCCCGCGUUGGAGGACGGUAUUUCCCUACAGUCUUGCCUCGCCGACUCUCCCCUCAGGCACUUGUGGACUAUGUAACGCCGCUCACAUGGCAUGACGAUCAGCCUUUGAUCUUUUACGUCGGGUGUAGGGCUACUCCUUGGCCCCCUCAGACCGAGGUGCAGUUGGGGGAUGGUGAUGUGAUCACCUUUGUCCGAAACCCUGACGCAAGGUUCGCUAGGUUGUGGUUUGAGGGCCUCUUCACCCCAGGGGCGAUUUGGGCCCCUUUGCAUCAUGCACCUCGUCUUGAGGAGUCAGAGGGCAUCUGUGUUCUCUUCCGGGAACAACGCUUUUGCUUUCUGCACCAUCACCAUCCUGGUGGGCUGACUGCGGCAGCCAUAGUUAACCGUUUGGGGUUAAGCCCGGGCGCGGUGGCCACCUGUGCUUUCCCUGUGGACGAUCUGGAGGUUCAGGGAGAACACUGUCCAUUUGUGCUCGCUGUUGCGGAGGUCCUUGCGCCGGGAACCGGCCGGGUGUCUAGGGCAGACGCCAGAGACGUUUUUCUGCUGUUGGACUUUCGACCACUGGGGUUAAAACCGAGAUUUGUUCACUCCCACUACCCAGCCCUGCAUAUCCCCAGCAUUUUGGCAAGGUUUGAUGUGAUGUUACCUCCUGCCUUUCAGGUCGCCGUAGCUGGGGGGCAGCGAAGGGGAGAGGACAUUUAUGUCGAGUCCAGCCAAAGGCUUCUGUUCUACGCUGAGCCAGCAGGUACACAGCAUGCCUGGGAGGAGGCCUCUUCUCCCGAACAGGCUUCUUCUUCAGGGGAAGGGCAGCCCGCGGAUAGUGUGGAACAGCUAGCCUUGCCGGUGGUGCGGCCCAGCCAGGCACCAGCGCGGCGGACUUUAGAGGUAGGGGAUUUGUCCGACUUCGUUCGCCGGGGAGCCGUCUCUGUGAAUGUCAGUCCGGAUGCUCUCUCUGAUCAACCCAGCAGCCUUAUGGUCCCUUGCUCGUCCAAUGCCACCACGGGUGGUGAGUUGGAACAGUCACUGAUUGAGGCGCUGGUCUAUGUGCCACAUUUCCUGCCAGAAUCCUACACGCUGAGGGUCGACUUUCCGUGCGGGGUUGAGCAACUGCGCCUCCAACUGAAGGAGGCACGCAUACCAGAUCGUGAUCUUUUCAGCCUCUGCCUGUUCCCGGCAUCUCCUCAGCCGUACAGGGAACAUGCUCUUUUUGUUGCUGUUCCGACAUGGCUUCAAGAUCGCACUGUUGUUCUAUGUGACACCAGAAGAGUAGAUGACAGGCUGCAAGCUCUGUAUGUCUGGCGCCAAUUGUCUGUCUCUUCGCUGCUACGCACUGUAGGACUGGACCCAGCGGAGGAUUUUCAGGUGUUUGUGCAUGGUCUGGCCACUCCGGCCUCUGCCCAGCAUUUGCUCACCUUUGCCCCAGGAAUGACAGUGACAGUCUUGCCCGCUGGUCUUGGUGCACCGGCAGGCACCAUGCUUGCGGACAAUUUGCAGAGUGCAUCUGGGUGGGACCGACAUGCCCCGGUCCAAGGUCCGCCAGUACUCUCUUUCAACAGUUACCUUCUCUUGACGGAUGGUAUGCCCAGGGUAUAUGUCGCAGAUUCCACGCGCCGUGGAUUCUUCAGCCAUGAUAUUGCGCUCACGCUCGGCAUGACGCCCGGCGUACCAUGCAUCAGAGCCGCCUUGCCCAGGCCGGCUGAUGUCUUCAUGGAUGGCAUACCCAUUGCCAACAUCCUUGUUGUGACCGCCCGACAAGCCAGGUUGCCGUGUCCUCCUGCAAAAGCCAAAGACGCCCGCAUCAUUGUUUUUCUUGAUCAGCGGCGUGUGUGUCAGGGCUUCACCUGGAGGUUGCUUGACAAUCCGUGGGUGGAGGUGCAACCUCUUGCCAAUCAAUUUUACGACACUUGUCCAGAGGGCCAUAUCGUCUCCAUCAAAGGAGGUGUUGUGGAAAACCGAGACUCUGGCCCUGUGUUGUUGGUUGACGAUUGUCAGAUCCUCAUCAUCGACUAUGUUGAAGAUUUGUCAGAGGAUGGAUCAAGUCGUCCGCCUUCCACCGAUGGAGCCGACGAUCCUGAUGCAACGGAGGACCCUGAUGGGCCGGACUCCACAGAUCCCUUUGAUGGGGUAGUGUCCAAGGCCAGUGGACCCUUGCUUGCAGCCCGAAAUCGCAGUCGUUCCCCCCGGCCUACAGUGGCACCUGGCUUUGGGUCAUUGGCCGAAUGUGGGGAGCCUUCCCAGACCCUUGCUGUUCCUUCAAAGCCAACAGCCUUGCAUCGUUCCCCCGGAACGUGGUGUCCAGCAGGUCAGGCAAAGGGAGGCGGAGGUUUCUUAUGA
Molecule: messenger RNA, 2694 nt
Organism: Symbiodinium sp. CCMP2592
Lineage: Eukaryota; Dinophyceae; Suessiales; Symbiodiniaceae
Source: the annotation of a GenBank genome assembly